CAUGACCUGCCAAUACGACAUUUAUCUGCUAGGGCGUGCAGGUUAUUCGGAUUAUCUGCGUCCCCUGGCGUGGAGUUCUGGAUCAUCGAUAAGACUUCCGAUUCCCCCCUUCCACUGCAAGCUGACACACCAAGCCCCAGGAGGUGCCUUGCCGACAGGUUUAUCUGAAGAGGAUCAAUGACAUUCUCGAUGACACAUAGUAUACGCCGAAGCGGUGCAGACUCAGACAUCAGCCAGGAGCUGAUUCCUCAACCAAGCACAUGACGCAAGUAUCUCGAUGCUGCACAUGCACACGUGUGCUAUGGCCUUUCCGCUCGAGCCGCCUCAUUGUACAUUCACGACAAGAACCAUAACCAUAUGGUCCAUCAUCUCCAGCUCCGUUCUCACUCUAUUCGCAUGCAUAUACAGUGCCAUCCACCCUAAUAUUCCGAGUCCCAAGGACAGCCCCCUUCUUAUGCUGUGGCGCCGACUUGGGGUCAUGAUAAUGGCGCUCAUCGCUCCUGAACUUAUCGUCACAUGGGCUAUGCGUCAAUGGUUCAGCGCUCACCGUCUUCUUGUGCUGAUGGGUGGUUUUAUGCUUUAUGUGGACGGGAAACCCUACCACACACUACAGCCUUACGAGGUCCUCAACCUGAUACGUGCCAAGUGUAUCGACCUCAUCACACGUGCCAUCUAUCACCUUGAAACCACCCAGCUCGAAACAGGGACGCUUGCUUUUGCGGUCCUCAAUUUCCUCACUUAUGCUGUGUGGUGGAACAAGCCUCUCGAUGUGCAAUGCCCAUAUCCAGUGUACUGGGAAGUCGACCGAGUUAAGGCCAGAGGAUCACAUUACUAA
This is a messenger RNA of Suillus subalutaceus, 835 nucleotides long. RefSeq lists its product as uncharacterized. Lineage: Eukaryota; Fungi; Basidiomycota; Agaricomycetes; Boletales; Suillaceae. The transcript has 5 exons. Bases 278 to 835 code for a protein of 185 amino acids. The record is from RefSeq and is a predicted model, not a curated record.